UCCCAGCUGGUUCUAGAACACCUCGACUUGGCAGCCCCCGCCAUCGUUGCCGACGUACGUCCACAAAACAACGCUCGCCACAACUGGGACCUCGAGCAGCACUAACAGAGUCAAUAUCAGCCGGCCUUAUGGGAGAGGCAGACAAUCAAGUGUACCCGUCCAUACCGCUCACAAUUUAGGCACAAGACCGAGCGACGUAGUGCUUGCACCGUACGCCAUGUCGGGCACACCAGUCCUUUUCCUCGAUGGUGGCCUCGGAACAUCCCUCGAAGACAAAUAUGGCGUCAAGUUUAGCCACGACACGCCGCUAUGGUCCUCACACCUUCUCGUCAGUGGCGAGCGUGAUGUUCUGUUUGCAUGUCAACGGGAUUUCGGCCAUGUGCCUGUCGAUAUCCUGCUGACUGCAACAUAUCAGGUCUCGGUCGAGGCAUUUGCACGCACAAAGACACCUCAGCACCCGCAGGGCAUUGGCCGUGCCGACAUGCCCACCUACUUGGAGGAGGCAGUCGCCAUCGCCGAGCAGGCCAAGCAGCCUUCCGCCAGCAUAGCGCUUAGCCUGGGACCCUAUGGUGCCAGCAUGAUUCCCAGCCAGGAGUAUUCUGGGCAGUACGACGCUGCUCACGAUUCCGAGGAGUCGCUGUAUCAAUGGCACUUGGACCGGCUCCAGGUUUUCACCCAGGUCCACCAAUUGGCAAACAGAACGGCGUACGUCGCCUUCGAGACUGUCCCCAGGCUCGACGAGAUUCGUGCUAUUCGUCGCCUCUUCCGGCCGUCGGGAGAAGCAGCCACCAGGGUAGUCGAGAAUCUCCCCCCGCGAUACUGGAUUUCGUGCGUAUAUCCCGAGACAGCUGCGUUGCCAGAUGGGAGCACAAUCGACGCUGUAAUACGGGCGCUGUUCGAUCCCACUCAGGGAGGCGCGGUGCCGUGGGCCGUGGGCAUCAACUGCACCAAAUUGGACAAGCUGGACGCCAUCAUCAGGCUAUAUGAAGCUGCAAUCACGCAACUGGUCGAGGAAGAAGUGCUUCCAGGCUGGCCUGCGCUUGCUCUGUAUCCAGACGGUACCAAUGGCGAGGUGUACAACACAGAGACUAAGGUCUGGGAGGUCCAGUCUUCGCAGGGAAGCCCUUCGCUGCCAUGGGCGACGCGAUUUGCCUCACUCGUUGAGGAGGUCAGGGCUCGCCGUCAAUGGACCAACCUUGUUGUCGGUGGAUGUUGCAAGGCGAGCAGCGACGACAUCGCAGAGCUCCGCAAGCAUCUGGAGGACGAUGCCUGAUAUCCACAGCGAUGUCCGGAAUAAUAUGCCACGUUCCCAAAUUAGACACGGACAGGCGAGCCCGCAGUCCACCCAGCGCUCCCGAGCCGGCUAGGCCUUUCCACUCCCAGGCGCACGAACGCAGAUCCGCUAGGAUCUAAAGCCGUGUCGAUGGCUGAUUAUGAAGGGGCGUGGGC
Messenger RNA from Microdochium trichocladiopsis, 1449 nucleotides. Its product is annotated as Homocysteine S-methyltransferase. The record is from RefSeq and is a predicted model, not a curated record. Gene Ontology annotation, biological process: S-methylmethionine cycle. The transcript has 2 exons. Gene Ontology annotation, molecular function: S-adenosylmethionine-homocysteine S-methyltransferase activity. Bases 218 to 1273 code for a protein of 351 amino acids. NCBI's taxonomy places the organism in Eukaryota, Fungi, Ascomycota, Sordariomycetes, Xylariales, Microdochiaceae.